Messenger RNA from Thalassophryne amazonica, 438 nucleotides. Its product is annotated as transmembrane protein 104-like. Bases 1 to 438 code for a protein of 145 amino acids. The record is from RefSeq and is a predicted model, not a curated record. NCBI's taxonomy places the organism in Eukaryota, Metazoa, Chordata, Actinopteri, Batrachoidiformes, Batrachoididae. The transcript has 6 exons.
AUGUACAAGCACAUUGAGUACCGGUUAUGUGCAUGCCUACAACGAUCUGGAGGCCAGUAUGAUCAUUUUGACAUUAUGGAGCAGAUUGAGAUGGGUCAGAUGGCCUCUAUGUUCUUUAAUAAAGUUGGGGUCAAUAUGUUUUACAUCUGCAUUAUUGUCUAUCUGUAUGGAGACCUGGCCAUUUAUGCAGCUGCUGUGCCUAUAUCGCUAAUGGAGGUUGCAUGGGGAAAUCACUCCUGCAGUGCUGGACGAGGGAAGUACAACGACACAGACCCAUGUUGGGGCUCUGUCUCGAGAAAUAAUGCAUAUAGGGUCUUUCUGAGUAUUUUCACUCUUCUUUUGGGGCCUUUCACCUUCUUCAAUGCUCAGAAGACCAAAUAUCUUCAGAUCCUCACCUCACUCCUGCGCUGGAUUGGUUACUGCUCUCAGAUCCACUGA